Molecule: messenger RNA, 4325 nt
Organism: Pseudophryne corroboree (corroboree frog)
Lineage: Eukaryota; Metazoa; Chordata; Amphibia; Anura; Myobatrachidae
Product: rap1 GTPase-activating protein 1-like
Exons: 19
Coding region: 244-1950 (568 amino acids)
Biological process (GO): regulation of small GTPase mediated signal transduction; activation of GTPase activity
Cellular component (GO): cytoplasm
Molecular function (GO): GTPase activator activity
Source: RefSeq, a predicted model, not a curated record
UCUGUCUCUGGCUGGGGGUCCCUGCACUCUCAAUGGGGGACACUGACUGAUUGUCUCGCUGACAUUUCCCCGGCCCUUUCAUCUGCUGACUUUGACAUUCAUUAGACAGGCUGAGAGUCUCGCAGCCCCUGCCACGCAGGUGGUCUCCCGAUGACUCCGGCAGUCUCUCCCUCUCCUCCGGUGCAGGCAGACGCUCUGGGCGGAUAAGGCAGCUGAGAGUGUCUCGUUCUACACGGAUUCUGGAUGUUUUCUCGCAAAAGAAGCUUCACCUUCGGUGCGUAUGGAGGAAAGCCAGAGGAGACAGACCUGUGUGCUGCAGACAACCCCACCAGACCAGCAGAAGCCAUGUCCCACCCGCCAGCCUCACGACAUAAGUCCGCUGACUUGUUUGAAAUGAUAGAGAAAAUGCAGUGCAGCCGCCUGGAAGACCAGCGCUGUGUUCUGCCGUCCCCUCUGAAGAGAAAGGGCGAAGACACGGAACACCCCGACAUCCAUGAGGUAUUAAGAAGAGGCCGCCCCCUUCCUCUCCUGAUUGUGCCCCCGCUUGGUGGAUACUGGAUAGAGGGUGUCAGUCACACCCUGCCUUCCCCGGAGUCUGAUAUCACGGCUCCAUACGACAGAUUGCGAAUUCUCCAGUCUGACCCCACAGCGCGAGUCUACAGAAAGCACUUCUUAGGCAAGGAGCACUCCAACUUCAGCGCCCAGGACCCCCGACUGGGAGCUGUUAUCUUGUCCGCGAAGCUGGAGCAGAAAGCGGAGAGACUGCGGCUGAUACUCAGAACCAAGUCUGGUACCAAACAUCAGAUGGUCGACACAUCAAGCUUCAGUAAUUUCCCCUCCGCAGUACAGAUGGCGCAGAUGUUAUGUGAGGAAUUAUCUAUGGAGCGGUUCUUCCCCGUCCUCUACAUGAAGGCCUCCCAGCUGCUGGUGACCUUCGAUGAGCACGUCUUGACCAACAACUUCAAAUUCGGAGUCAUCUACCAGAAACCAGGACAGGUGACCGAGUCAGAGCUGUUCAGCAAUACAGAGGAGACUUUGGGGUUCACAGAAUUUCUGGAUUUCCUGGGAGAACGAAUCGACCUUCAGAACUUUAAAGGGUUCCGUGGGGGUCUGGAUGUUUCCCAAGGUCAGACAGGAUCAGAAUCUGUAUAUACCACGUUCCGGGGCCAUGAGAUCAUGUUCCAUGUCUCAACCAAGCUCCCCUAUACACCAGGGGACACGCAGCAGCUGCAGAGGAAACGUCACAUUGGGAAUGACAUAGUGUCCCUCGUGUACCAGGAUGCUGGGUCCGUAUUCUCACCCGACAUUGUCACCUCUCACUUCCUGCACUGCUUUAUUGUGGUCCAGUCCUGCCGGAGCCACAGCGGCAAUACCCUGUACAAGGUCUCGGUCACUGCCCGUGAUGAUGUCCCUGGGUUUGGACCGGCUCUUCCCAGCCCUGCAGUGUUUCAAAAGAACCAACACUUCCGAGAACUCUUACUCACCAAGCUGAUUAAUGCAGAGGUCAGCUGCUACCGAGCCGAGAGGUUCUCCAAGCUGCAGGAGCGCACACGUAGCUGUCUCAUCGACACUCUGUAUGACGAGCUCUUCCUACUCAGUCAGAGCGUCCUGGGGACCCUGGAUGAGACAGCGGGAGACAAGCUGGACAACCCAGCCAGUGGCUUCCUGGAGAACUUCAAGACUUUCUCUCUCUCACUGCGGAGUCCCCAGAGGUCACGUGAGGCUCUCUCUCGGGGCUGCAGAAGUAGCAGCAUCGCAAUAGAGAGUGUCUCUGAAGAGAAGAGGCAUCUGGCAAAUCAGACAUCAGAAUUCUGUAGGAGACCGUUGCCGUCAUAUUCCUCAUCCAAUAGCAGCAGCUUCUGCAGCGCACAAGGCAGCGAGAGUUCCCCGGAAGACAAGAUAACGGUGACACAAUGCAGUCAUUAUACAUCUGAUAACGUCUUGAAAUGAAGUUCUGACGUCUCCGUGAAUGUGAUCUGAGCUGGUCGUGUACAGAAGAAACCGCCUAAUCCCCUGGGACAAAUAAUGUAUCAUAUCACCAAUCAGAACGCAGUGUAGCCCCCUCUGUGACACGCCGUAAGCUGCGAUAAAACAUUCUACAUCCAUUUACACCUGUAGCUGCCUGCAGAGUCCGUUCACUGCACUGGUUCUGAACAACACUCGGGGGCGUACAUCUCACUAUGGGGGGCAUUCAUCAAAAAUCGCAUUUCCAAUGCAACCUGGAGGCAAUAUUAGUGCCCAAGAUCGCAUUGCAGGAUUACCAGUGCCGUGUAUAAUUUUACAUAAGCCAGUGUGUAUCGUUCCAGCUUGUAAAGACGGCAGCCCGAGCUCUCGCUUCCCGUUCCGGUACUGUAAGCUGGGUGCACACCUGUACAAUCAUAUGUUCCGUGUCAAUUUACUAAUGGUUGGAAGUCCCGAUCACAGCGCAGAUUCUUGCGUACACUCCUUUAUAAUCUUUCGAUCCACGAGACUCAUCUGUCUGAAAUAUCUGCUGAGAAGACACAAAGGCGACGCAGCUGCUGGAGAAGCGUCGGACAGGACGGUCGGCAGUGAGUACACAUUUCAUUAUCGCACCAUCGCAGCCGAUUAUAAAACCCGAUCUUCAGGUGCAACCUGUUUUCUCCCGAUACAACAUGACGGAAGGUGCGACACUCUUUGGAGAUCACAUGAACAGGUCGGGAAGCAAAAGAACCAUCGCACAGGUGUGUACCCGGCGUAAUUCUAUCACAGAGCAGCAGGGGCGCUGUGGGAGGAGAUAAGGAGGUUUACUGGACAGAGAUAUUGUGUCCAGCCCGCCUCCUCCGGAACCUUCCCUGGUAACGGCCCCUCAUCAGCCCCAGCGCCACACUGAACUCAUCGCAAAGCCCCUGUCCCUGCGGUGGGGUAAAAUAAUAAAUCUUUACGUAAGAAUCGGUUCCUGCAAUGCGAUUCCGGGCUCCAAUAUCAAUUCUUGAUAAAUAGGCCAUUAUUUCACGCUCUCAUUAGAACGGUCUGUUGUUGAUACUAAUAGUCUGUGACCUGAAGGCGUCAGCGUGAUUUCAGUGAGUCUGCGCGAUGUUUUAGAGUGGCAGUCAUUUAGGUUUUUCCUAUUAAAUGGACGUCACUUUAAUUGUGCUGGCUCGCCGGAAUCGCGCCAGGCGGUUAUAUUUCUCUUAGGGGCCCAUUUAUCAAUAAUCUCAUGUGCACCGUGAUCUCGAUGCAAUAUUAAUGGCCAAAAUCACAAUGCAAUAUGCAUCUAUACCGGCACUGUAUAUCUAGGAGCACCCGCAGUGACAGGGGCCCCCCGAAAGAAGCCCCUCCCUGCAAUGUGCUUAGAGUGGAACUGGGACCUGUGUGGGCCCCGCUGAUCACGCAUGCACGGGAGCCACUGCUGGGACGGCUAAUAAUGCAAAGUAUAGCAGAGGCUACCGAGGGAUACCGCCAUCUUCAGAUGACGUUAGCUGCAAGGGUCAAUCAAGUAAACCUGGCAUAGAAACCUAUUGGGGAUGCGGCUGCAGUCGGGAAUAGAGGGAUCGUAGCAGGUAUCGGAGAUAUCUGCUGCGACGACUUACCUGUAGUCAUACAUUUGGGGGACACUAAUAUCAGUCAUACAUUUGGGGAUACUAUACUUACUCAUACAUUUGAGGGAUACUAAAUAUUUUCGGGGAAUAAGCUGCAAAUAGUUAAUGAUAAAUGUGCCCCUUUGCCAGUCUCUUUUUCCUAUUAGAAUUUAUGGAUUAAACAUACACUACACCCUUCCAUAUCUUUGUCUGCUCACCGCACACACUGUGUAAGACUCUCUCCCGCUAGUGUGUAUGUAGUCGUUAUGUCUGCCGGUAACAUACAGUAGAAUGGCCUUUGAGUGUCGGACAUCUAAUCACUUAUCGCUGCGGCUCACGACAGAGAUUUUAUUACACAGUACAGCACAAUCUCCCCGUGGGCACAGCGUGGUGCCAGGGAUGAGCCGGGCACGGAACAUCACGUGAUGCUGUGCUUACUGUAUAUGGAGGACUGCUGUGCUCUGUAGUGCAUUGUGCUCCCAGCAGAUACAAAAUAUACACACAGCACUCCUCCGAGCUGAAAGACCAAGCCGGACGUCAGUGGGCACAAAUCAGGCCGCACACACGCUCAGAACAGCAUAGGGAUGGCUAUGUAUUGCCAGGCACCCACCUAUAGGAUAAUAAUUCAGGACGCUAAGUAGGACUUUUGGGGAGAAGAUGUUCCGUCUCCUUGGUACUAGAACAUUUGUCUUUCCCAGUAGAUUGAUCAUUAAUCUCUCAUCUCCGUUUAUCUGACUUGUUAAUGUUAAAUGUUAUUUUAAAAGCAAUAAAAUAUUCCCAACCAAA